UAUUGUAUUUCCGGUUAGGACACCACAGACGUUUGGCAAGACGAUGGCUGACUUUUUAAAAGGUUUGCCGUCACAUGAUGAGAAUAAUUUCACCAAAUAUCACACAGAUGCUAGUUGUAAAUCAAGUAUAAGAAAGCCCACAGUUUAUAUUUCAACAAAAGAUUAUCCAUCAGAACAAGUAAUAACAACUGAAAAAACAAAUAUACUUCUUCGAUAUCUACACCAGCAAUGGGACAAAAAGAAUUCCAAUAAAAAGAGAGAUUCCAGUAAAGCCAGUUUAGAUACAAGUACGGAAACCUCAUCAAAAAUGCCCCGACUAGGUGACGACGAUGCAUCAUAGUUACUAUUUAUUUUAUGUCAAUUGUGUUCAAAUGGUGAUUUCUACUGAAUGUAUGGAAGUUUUAAAGGUGCUGAAGAUGGAUAAGUGUUGUCAAGUGGAUGAGUUUCCUGUAAUAUUGAGACAAUACUGAUUGGAGAACUCUCAUUGCAAAAAAAUAUCAAUUCGCUAUGAGAUUUAAAACACAUAAGGGUAUUUUAGUGUAAAUGGCGAGGGCUGUUCCAGAAUUCAAUGCAGAGGGGCAUGGGAGGCAUAGUUGUAAACCCCAACCAUCAAGUACAAUAUAUAAUUUUUUUAUUUUACUUAAAAUAAUUCCUAAAAAAAAUUGAGGUAAAUGCAACCACCCAUAAUACAUUAAUUUGAUUGCCAGCUUUUCCCCCACCUAAAGUAAUUUUGGAACAGCCCUAGUGAUGAUACCUUUUGUUUCACUGUGAAAUAUCUCUAAAAAUAUAAUAAAUUGCAAACAGCAAUCACUUUUUAACUGUCAAUAAAUCAACAUUCACUUGAAAGUGCAAUCUGUUUAGAUUUUUCAAAAGAUCUUAAUGAAAUUUUUCAUAAACAGUAAACUGAUAUGGCCAUUGCUACCAUAGCUGAAACACAGUAAAGUUUAAGUCCCUUUUUCCGCAUAAAAAAAAAAAAAAUUAGGGGCAGUGUUUUUGUUGGUUGUUCAGCAUUGUGUUAUAGAUUGUCUUCUUUUAAAUCAGUUAAAUAAAAUGUUACUACAGUUCCUAUUCAGAAAAUUCAGUAAAUUCAGAAAUUAUUGCGUGCAUUUAUUAUUGCGAUUUUGUCAUUUUAAAUUUAAAUGUGAUUUUAAUUUUUACGAUUUUGAGAAAAGUCCUGCCAUAUUCAGAUAAAAUAUUACAAAAUGCGAGUUUGAAUUAUUGCGUUUACAAAUCUGUCGCAUUAUUCGCAAUAACAAAAACCUCGCAAUAAUUUCUGAAUUUACAGUAGUUACUUUUAAAAGAAGCUCAGUUAAAGUAAAAAUCCCACUUUAUAAUAUCAUAAAUUAUUAUUUCUACACACUACUUUUAAAAGAAUGUAAAAGGAACCACAUAUAUUUUAUUUGUGGCAUUGAACAAGACUAAUUGCAUUUGAAUGUACACAAUGUUCUCUAUGUAAUAGUCCAAUGACAUUAAUUUUAUGAUUUUCAUUGCAAUGACUAUGUAUAGGAGGACGGUCUGUUUGGCAAUAGAGGUUUCGGGUGGCCUUUUAUUUUAUUGUUUUAAACAGAAAAGUGUUGUUAUUGAAACUGUAUUGUUGAAAAUAUUGGUUUACAUUAAACCCUUCAUAUGUUCAUUAAUGUAAAAAAGGAAAGACAUUUCAAUAGUUGAAUUUAUUACUAAAACAUGAAUUUUAAGCUUCAAAUUAAUUAAGUUUAAUGGUACACUACACAUGGUUAAAGAUCUAUUAUAGUUUCAGAAAAAAAUAAUCAAAUACCUGAAUUACCUCCAAGGUUAAGAAUAGUAUGGUUGCAUGUCUUAAGAUUGAAGCACUUUAAAUUGAAUCAAUUGUUCUAUAGAAAUCGUAAAAAUUAUCAUAUUACAUGAUAGUAUUAUAUAAACUUCAAUUUGAUAAUUCAAGAAAAGUAAACUUUUUAUGAUAGUGCUUUAGAUGUUUUGUUUAAACUUUUAAUUAUAGUGUAUAUAGUGUAUAUUUGAUGUAAUUUGAUGUAAUUUUGUAUAUAUAGUCUUACAAUAAUAGAAUUGGUAGGUAAGAAUGAAGUUAAGUGUAUUUAUACAUGUGUCAUAUGAUAAUGGUGAUAUAACAGUUAGUUAUGUUUUAUUUAUGUUAGAGGAAUUACACUACAUUUAAAAAAAACAUAGUAUUUUAAUUGCAUACUGUGCACAUGUAGUUGAGAUUUUGAUAUAAGGGCAAGCUAUAUGCAUGUAGUUAACUUUUUGUCAUAUCAUCAAAACAAUUUUUAAAGUUCUGGAAUAAGUUAUUUCAAUCUGGAUAGUGUGACUUAGUGCAAUUGUAUUUAUUAAUACCUACUCUGAUAAAUUAUGUCCAGUUAAGGUGGUACCACACACUUUCACUAAAAUUAGUUUGGCUCGUUUAAUUUUCAUAAAAUUUUGACAAAGUAUCUACUUUGACUCAUAAACAAAAAAUAUAAAAAUUUCAAAAAUUUUGAACCAACCAUUUUAUCAGAAAAAUACACUGGUUAUAUAGCAGUUUGCCAAACACCAAUUUUUAUCACUGUGAAGCUUAAUAUUCCCUUUACAACACAACGUUAUUAAAACGUUUAGCUGACUUUACGGAGUUAUCUCCCUGUAGUGUUAGGUACCACCUUAAUAUAUUAUUACUGGGUUCAUUGUGAUUUUCCAAACUGAUUGACAAAGUGCUGGAAUACAUCUGUCAUGUUUAUUUUAUUUGAAAGUUUAAUUAUGAAAUUACAAAACAAGAGAAAUUCACUAAUAAAGAAUUUUGAUAAAGCAUAAUGUGUUGGCAGCUGCUUCUGUAUGAAUGAUCACAGAAAAAAAUAUGAAAAUAAUUUAGCAUUUUAACAUUUUGAACUUAAAAUUUUAAAAUUUGACCAAAAAAUUGUAGAACUAAACAUUUGAUAUCCAACAUACAUUUUCAGAGCAGGAUUUAAAGAUUUUUGCAAAUGGUUAGAAAAGUGUUUGAAUUUUGGCACACUUUGGGACUUUCAUAGAAUAAAAUAAACAUCAACUUAUGUUUCUACUUUUUUGUAAUAUGUGAGCAUGUGUUCCAAUUGGUUGCCAUUUUAUUACACCAAAUUAUGGGAACUUCAAAUGAUAUUAUCAUUAUGUUAUACUAGCUAGGUUGUGUAUUGCAUAUUUUCCCUAUAGUGAUUUUUUAAGCUCAACAAUUCUAAAACAAUAUGAAAUCUCAUCACUUAUCCUUAUCCUUCUUCUUAAAUUUAUGUUUUAUCACAAAUAUUUAGUAAUAAUAUUUAUACCAUAAUGAAACUAAGUAAAUGGUUCAUGUUAAAGAGGCAAAGAAAAUCUUAAGUUUUCCUAUAAAAUCUUUAAUUUACAUUCUGGCCAUUAGAGCAGUCAUAGUACUAUAAAACUAAAGUAAACAACUUGUUUUUACCGCCAGAAGAAAUUAUUCUUUUAUUCUAUAAGCUGGAAUAAUAAUUACUUUGUUUUAUAAACUAAAGAACUGAUUGUUUUGUUCUAUAAAGUAAAUAAUCAAAUGUUUUGUUCUAUAUACAUGAUAAACUGAAUAAUUAAAUGUUUUGUUCUAUAUACAUGAUAAACUGAAUAAUUGAAUAUUUUUUUCUAUAAACUGAAUAAAUAAAUGUUUUGUUCCAUAAACUGUAGAAAAUAUCCUUUUGUUCUAAAAACAAAAUGAAGAAAAAUUCACAACCAAACUCAUUUAUAUGGUUUUACUGUUAAAUUGAAAAAAAUAGAUGCAAUUCCUAAAAACAGAACUGAACUUAUUAAUCGAGUUAAUGUCAAUUUUUUUUAAUGACAUCAUGUUUUACUAUUACACAAAUAUUCAGCAUGGCAAGGAUUUUUUUAAAUAAUAAACUUCUUUUUUUAAUUUUAAGUUGUUUUAUAUAAAGUUAUAUUUGAAAUCCAUUAUAUACUGUGUUAAAUAUUUGUAUCAAUGAAACAAGUGAUUUUGUUGAAAACGCAAGCUAAAGCAGUAUAUCUCAAUUUGAAUAGGGUUUAAUAACAUUAAAGUUCAUAGUUUGGUUUAUAAAUUAUAGAAUGGAGAAAAAAAUAUAUGCUUAAUAGGCAAACAUUUUUUUUUUUCAUUUUCAAGAAAUUUACCUCCCGUAUUAGCUUCUACACAUAAUUUCAUAGUAGAUUUUUUUUAAUUAGAACAAAAGUUUUUACUAAAAUUUGACAGUGUAGUACAACUGAAGAAAAUUGAUGUAAUUACUGCAAUUUUUUAGUGCAUCUAAUAAAAGUAGUGUAAUCAUAUGAUAUUGUUUAGUGAUGUACCUGUUUUGUCAACUGUUUGUUGAAAACAACUAUUUUCUAAUCAUUUUUGUUAUUGUUUCAUAUAUACAUAUGUAUGUUGAAUAUGGAGAAUAAUUGUUGUGGAAUUAAUGGAUGGCUUUUGUAUGCAAAGGAGGAAAGCUUUACUUCUGGUAGCAUGACAUACAUGUAUAUAAUUCAAUAAAAAUGUUAACACUUUUUUAA
Messenger RNA from Mytilus trossulus (common blue mussel), 4455 nucleotides. Its product is annotated as DET1- and DDB1-associated protein 1-like. Gene Ontology annotation, biological process: positive regulation of proteasomal ubiquitin-dependent protein catabolic process. Lineage: Eukaryota; Metazoa; Mollusca; Bivalvia; Mytilida; Mytilidae. Gene Ontology annotation, cellular component: Cul4-RING E3 ubiquitin ligase complex. The transcript has 5 exons. The coding region runs from base 44 to 340 and encodes 98 amino acids. The record is from RefSeq and is a predicted model, not a curated record.